Molecule: messenger RNA, 1344 nt
Organism: Numida meleagris (helmeted guineafowl)
Lineage: Eukaryota; Metazoa; Chordata; Aves; Galliformes; Numididae
Product: DNA-directed RNA polymerase II subunit RPB1-like
Exons: 4
Coding region: 1-1344 (447 amino acids)
Source: RefSeq, a predicted model, not a curated record
AUGCUGGUCCCGGACUCUUCCUUCUCCAAACGGAUUCUCCGUCCCGGCCGCGGGCUGGAUCGCCCCGGGUUGGGGUCGCGGUGCCGCGUGCUGCUGGAGCCCCCCGAAACCGAGGGGAACGGCGCCGGGGACGCGGUGGAAGGGACGGCGUGCGGCCGACGGUGCCCGGUGAGUCCCCAAAACGCAACGAAAGACCCCAAAAAUCCAACCGAGGGGCUCCAAAAACCAACCGACGUCCCCAAGGAUCGCCGAAACGCGACGGAAGAGCCCAAAAAUCCAACGGUGGAGCCCAAAAACCGAAGGAAAGGCCCCGAAAAUUCAACAGAGGAGCUCCAAAAUUCAAAGGGAGACCCCAAAACUCCAACUGACCUCAACCAAAACCCAACGCAGGACCCCAAAAAUUCAACAGAAGACCCCAAAAAAUCAGAUGAGAACCGAGCUGAGGGCUACAGAGACCCCAAAAACCCAACAGAAGACCCCGAAAGCCCAAGAAAAGAACCCAAAAUCCCAAUGGAAGACCCCCAAAAUCCACAAAGAGAUCCCAAAACCCCAACAAAAGACCCCAAAAGUCCAACUGAUGUCAACCAAAACCCAACGGGUGACCCCAAAACCCCAAUCGACCUCAACCAAAACCCAAGAGAAGACCCCAGAACCCCAAUGGAUGUCAAUGAAACCCAAGAGGAAGACCCCAAAAACCCAAGGAGAGACCCCAGAAGGCAAUCAGAAGACCUCAAAAUCCCAACGAAAUGCCCCAAAACCCCAAUGGACCUCGACCAAAAUCCAACGGAAGAACCCGAAACCCCAAGAGUAGACCCCAAAAACCCAGCAGGAGACCCCAAAACCCCAAGAACAGACCCCAACAGUCGAAUGGAAGACCUCAAAAUCCCAACGAAAUGCCCCCAAACCCCAACUGACCUCAACCAAAACCCAACGGAAGACCCCAAAACCCAAAGGGGAGACCCCAAAACCCCAACCGACCUCAACCAAAACCCAACGGAAGACCCCAAGAACGCAACCGACGUCAAUCAAAACCCGACACAAGACCCCAAAAACCCAAAAGAAGACCCCAAAAACCCAACAGAUGUCAAUCAGAACCCAGAAGACCCCCAAAUCCCAACAAAAUGCCCCAAAACCCCAAUGGACCUCGACCAAAACCCAACGGAAGACCCCAAAACCCAAAGGGGAGACCCCAAAACGCCAACCGACCUCAACCAAAACCCAAUGGAAGACCCCAAAGCCCCUACUGACCUCAACCAGAACCCAAUGGGUGACCCCAAAACCCAAAGGAGUGACCCCAAAACCCCAACCGACCUCAACCAGAACCCAACAGAGUCUUUAGUGUGA